AUGUGGAGGAGAACAGUUGUUGGUGUCGGUGUUGGCUUCUUUCAACAAUUCUCGGGAAUCAACGCCUUCAUCUACUACGCACCCACUUUAUUCACCUCGCUCGGCCAAUCCACCCAACAGUCUCGCAUUCUUUCUGGUGUAUUCGACUGCCUUCAAUUUGUCGCUUCCAUUCUCUGCUUCCUAAUUAUCGACAAGGUCGGUCGGAGACCUUUAGCAAUUUGGGGCGCCUUUGGCUCAGCGAUUGCAUAUGGAAUUAUAGCAGUUCUAGCAGGCCUCUACGAGGAUGACUGGCUUAACAACACCGCCGCUGGCUGGGGCUGUGUCGCAAUGGCUUUCAUCUUCAUUAUGAUCUAUGGUGUUUCGUACUCUCCACUCGGCUGGGCGCUUCCAUCCGAGGUCUUUUCUACAUCCACGCGAUCCAAAGGAGUCGCCUUGUCCACUUGUAUAAUUUGGCUUUCUGACUUUAUUAUUGGUAUUGCUACGCCCAGCAUGCUUGAUAACAUCACCUAUGGUACCUAUAUCUUCUUUGCAGCCAUGUGUUUCCUGGCAGGAGUAUGGGCAUUCUUUUUCGUUCCUGAAACAAGCGGGAAGACCCUUGAGGAGCUGGAUGCAGUGUUUGGAGAUAGCAGGGGUCAAGAGGAGAGGGAUAUUGUUGCGGAGGCCAUUGGAUACCGACCUGAUCCUCCAAAGACCACCGUUUAG
Molecule: messenger RNA, 702 nt
Organism: Penicillium malachiteum
Lineage: Eukaryota; Fungi; Ascomycota; Eurotiomycetes; Eurotiales; Aspergillaceae
Exons: 2
Coding region: 1-702 (233 amino acids)
Biological process (GO): carbohydrate transport; transmembrane transport
Cellular component (GO): membrane
Molecular function (GO): carbohydrate:proton symporter activity
Source: RefSeq, a predicted model, not a curated record